AUGGCGCCUCGCGAUGACAAACCAGAGAUCAAGUUUUACGAUGCUCCUGGGAUGCCGGAACCAGGCUUUUAUUCCCACGCAGUCAGCUUGAAUCAAGCCGGUCGCCUGGUUUUCACAUCGGGAAUCAUUGCCCAGCGAGCAGAUGGUAGCUUUCCCGAUUCUUUGGAAGAACAAAUCAAAGGCGUCUAUAACAAUCUUAAGGAAGUCUUGAAGAUAUCUGGUGCUACUCCAAGAGAUGUCAUCAAGAUCACCUGGUAUCCGGUCAACUGGUCUUUGGACCAGGGUGAGGGAUUGAUCAAGUCAUUCCUCGACUUCAUCACCGACGAAUAUGGGACAACUUAUCGACCUAUCACAACUCUAGUCCCGGUCACCAAACUCGCCAUGCCUGAUGCCAAGAUUGAAAUCGAGGCUGUAGCAGCCAUUGGCGGACACGCAUCGCCAUAUGCGGGACCCUCGGCGAAGGCGUUCGAGAGACCAGUGCCCCCCUUCAAGGUGGAUGUGGUGGUGGUGGGUGGUGGUUUCAGCGGCGUCCAAGCAGCUUGGGAUGUCCAAAAGGCUGGUCUCAGCUGUGUUCUGCUUGAAGCAAAGCACCGCAUUGGGGGCCGCAGUCGCUCACAGAAACUUCAAAGUGGGCCGGGCAUCAUCGAACUUGGAGCCACCUGGAUCAACAAGACUACACAGCCUAAGGUCUAUGCCACUGCCAAACGCCUAGGUCUAGACAUUGUCGAGCAAUAUACGACAGGAGACGAAAUAUGGCAACUCCAGGACGGAACAGUGAUCCGCACGAAUCCAGGCUCGCCCGAGGUUGAUUUGGCCAAGAAGUUCAAUGCAGAACUCUAUGAAGCAAUUGAAUCGGAUCUAGAGAGAGUAGAUAUCAACAAAAUCGAAACUUUUCCCGGCAACCUCGACAUGUCUAUGGAGACGUGGGCGCAGACCAAAGGACUCACCGACCCGGUGGUAAGUAAACCUGCUUUAAAGUUCUUCACGAGCGCGGUUGUCGGCCGCGACCCGGAGGAAAUUGGCAUGCACUACUUCCUUGAUUACAUCAAAUCUGGUGGUGGGUUCAUCUCCAUUGCCACUGAAGGUGAAGCAGGAGCGCAAUCUCUCAAAAUCAAACAAGGCACAUCAGCUGUCGCCACUGGUCUCGUCGACGAAAUGACACCGGGUUCUGUCUUCAUCAAUAGCCCUGUCGAUAGCAUCCACCAGAAUGCCGAUGGAGCCCUCGUGCAGACAACUACGGGCAACCAGAUCUUCUGCCGCAAAGUUAUCAUUGCCAUUCCAACCAACACAUACGAGAAAAUCAACUUUUCACCACCACUGCCACACGACAAGCGUGCUCUCGUCUCACGUACCAAGCCAGGCGUCUACGCCAAGAUGAUCCUCACGUAUUCUCGGGCAUGGUGGAAAGACAUUGGCUUAGUAGGCAAGUUCUCAAGCUUCAAGGGACCAAUAUGCUUCUCUUGGGAUAUCUCCGAUGACUCCAGAGGCCAAUAUUCGCUGGCCAUGUUCAUUGCCGGCGAGAUUGCAGCGCGCUGGGCGAAGUUAAAUGAGCUCCAGCGCGUCGAGGCCGUACUCGACCAUCUCGUCGAGCUGGUCGGACCAGCCCACGCACAGCUUGCACAGGACGUCCUCGAAGUCAACUAUGUCAACUGGUCCGCGGAGGAGUAUCUUGGCGGCGCUCCAACGUCGACAAUGGGUCCUGGACUAUUGUCUCGCUACGGAACUGCACUACGUCAGCCAUUCGAGCACGUCCACUUUGCGGGCGGUGAGACGGCGUUCGAGUGGAAAGGGUAUCUUGAAGGGGCGCUCCGUGCCGGAUCUCGCGCUGCAGAUGAGGUUAUCGCUUGGGCAAAAAAAGAGGGUGCCAUCCAAAACGUGCCUGCAAACUUGUGA
Molecule: messenger RNA, 1893 nt
Organism: Exophiala oligosperma
Lineage: Eukaryota; Fungi; Ascomycota; Eurotiomycetes; Chaetothyriales; Herpotrichiellaceae
Exons: 3
Coding region: 1-1893 (630 amino acids)
Molecular function (GO): oxidoreductase activity
Source: RefSeq, a predicted model, not a curated record